Messenger RNA from Drosophila rhopaloa, 341 nucleotides. RefSeq names its product coiled-coil domain-containing protein 103. The transcript is spliced from 2 exons. Gene Ontology annotation, cellular component: outer dynein arm. Lineage: Eukaryota; Metazoa; Arthropoda; Insecta; Diptera; Drosophilidae. Bases 59 to 304 code for a protein of 81 amino acids. Gene Ontology annotation, biological process: inner dynein arm assembly; epithelial cilium movement involved in extracellular fluid movement; determination of left/right symmetry. The record is from RefSeq and is a predicted model, not a curated record.
CAAACUUAAUUUUGAGUAGCAAAAAUCCAAAACAACGUUCACAAUCGAGGACAGCAACAUGGAGGACUGGAAGAUAACGCCGGACGAGCUUAUCCGGCUGCGGGAAAGCUGUCUUCAGUGCAUCCGGGAUGGAGAACUCUACGAGCUGCGCAACGAUGCCAAACUAAGGGCUGUUUAUAGUACCCAAACCUACGAGGAAUUCAAGGAUAUAGUGGAUGCCGCUCAUCUUCGUCCAGUGACCAGAAGUGACAAGGCUAAUGCCCAGACUAAGAACCGACUAUGGAACUCAACCGCCCGUGAUUGAUCGAUUCCCAAAUAAAAAAGAGAGCUCAGAGGUAUAA